GUGCGCGUUUCCGGUGUUCGGCUUUUGGUUCUUCACUUGUGCGCGUUGUCUUUGCACGUCCUGAAAACUGACGAUAUGGCGACCGACGGACCUCCAGGAAUCGAACCAAACCCGCCUGAUUUGGGUGGCUCAUUGGCUGCUCUGAACACUUGGAGCAACUCAGAGCUCCAGGCCAAGCUCUCUGAGAUCGGAGCGCCCAACAUGGGACCCAGAGAGGAGCUGAUAGACAGACUGAAGGGAUAUAUAAUGCAGACUGGAAUGAUGCCCAGUAAGCCGAACCUGCAAAGCAUGGAUGACAAAGCGGCACCCUUACCAUCUCAGAUGCCCAGCCUGCCGCCCAUGCCCCCCAUCCCCCCCAUGCCCCUCCCCCCGGGCAUGGGCAUGCUGCAGGCCAUGAGCAUGAUGGGCGGGGCGCCCCCACCCGGCCUGCACAUGCCCAUGGACGGCCCCAACAUGCCCCCCGGCCUGACGCAGGAGGACCAGCUGAAGAUGGUCCAGCACAGAGCGGCCAUGGUGCUGCAGCAGGAGGAGAGGGCCAAGCAGGACGACCCAAGGUCAAUGGAGGAGCAUAUGAAGGAACAGCAGCUUCUGGAGCAGCAGAAGAGGGCCGCCGUGCUUCUGGAACACGAGCGACAGCAGGAGCUGGUGAAGAUGCAGCAGGGCGGGCCGCCCCCUCGUGCCCCGGAGCCCAUGCCCCGCCCACCUGGCCUGCCCAUGACUCCGCUCGGCCCCAUGAGAGGUGUAGGUUCUGGCGCUCCCCCUCCCCCGGGAAUCUCCAUGGUGACCCCACCCAGCCACAGACAGAGGAUGCCCCCACCCCCAGGGGAGGAUGCACGUGAGGUGUGGCAGGGGGAGGAAGUUGGGAUGGGCCCAAAGAUUCCCCAGGCCCUGGAGAAGAUCCUGCAACUGAAGGAGAUCCGCCAGGAGCAGCUCAGCACUGCCCCCGUAGAGGAUGACGAUAGUAUUGAGAUGGAGCUGAGGAACUCUGCAGCUGCCACCCUGUCUGAGACCGACGAAGAAGAUGCCGGGCUCUCCAAGAAAGACAAAAAUCGGAAGCGCAGGAACCGCAAGAAGAAAAACAAGAAGAAGAGAGCGCUGGAGAAGAGAGCGCAGGACAAGGAGGCCAGCGAAGAGAAGGAGAAGGAAAAAGAAAAGGAUCCGGAAGUGGAAAUCGAGUACGUGACGGAGGAGCCGGACAUCUACGACCCCAACUUCAUCUUCUUCAAGCGGAUCUUUGAGUCGUUUAAGCUCACCGACGAUGUGAAGAAAGAGAAGGAGAAAGAACCGGAGAAGACCGAAAAGCAGGAGGCCACUACCGUGAAGAAGAAGGGCUUCGAGGAGGAGAAGAAAGACAGCGACGACAGCGACGAGGAGACAAAGACGGACGCACCCAAGAUGUCGAAGAAAAAACUGAGACGGAUGAACAGGCUGACCGUGGCUGAGCUGAAACAGCUGGUGGUCCGCCCGGACGUGGUGGAGAUGCACGACGUGACGGCGCAGGAGCCCAAGCUGCUGGUGCACCUGAAGGCCACGCGCAACACGGUGCCCGUUCCGCGCCACUGGUGCUUCAAGAGGAAGUACCUGCAGGGCAAGAGGGGCAUCGAGAAGCCGCCCUUUGAGCUGCCCGAGUUCAUCAAGAGGACCGGCAUCCAGGAGAUGAGGGAGGCCCUGCAGGAGAAGGAGGAUGCCAAGACGAUGAAGACGAAGAUGAGGGAGAAGGUUCGACCCAAGAUGGGCAAGAUAGACAUUGACUACCAGAAGCUGCAUGAUGCCUUCUUCAAGUGGCAGAUUAAGCCGAAACUCACCAUCCACGGAGACCUCUAUUAUGAGGGUAAGGAGUUUGAGACCCGUCUGAAGGAGAAGAAGCCGGGAGAUCUGUCGGACGAGCUGCGCAUCGCUCUGGGGAUGCCUGUGGGCCCGAACUCUAACAAAGUGCCCCCACCCUGGCUAAUCGCCAUGCAGCGAUAUGGACCCCCUCCCUCCUACCCCAACCUGAAAAUCCCUGGCCUCAACUCACCCAUCCCAGAGGGCUGCUCGUUCGGCUACCACGCGGGCGGCUGGGGCAAACCCCCCGUGGACGAGAUGGGCAAGCCCCUGUACGGCGACGUGUUCGGGACCAACGCCGGAGACUUCCAGGCGAAGACUGAGGAGGAGGAGGUGGACCGCACCCCGUGGGGCGAGCUGGAGCCCUCUGAUGAAGAGUCUUCCGAGGAGGAGGAAGAGGAGGAGAGCGACGAAGACAAGCCGGACGAGACGGGCUUCUUUACACCCGCCGACAGCGGCCUGAUCACCCCCGGAGGCUUCUCCUCUGUUCCGGCUGGCAUGGAGACUCCAGAGCUCAUCGAGCUGAGGAAGAAGAAGAUUGAGGAAGCCAUGGAUGGAAACGAGACGCCUCAGCUGUUCACCGUGCUGCCGGAGAGGAGGACGGCGUCCGUGGGCGCUGCCAUGAUGGCCUCCACACACAUCUACGACGUCUCCGGGGCCAUGGCGGGGCGCAAGGCCGGCGGAGGCCAGGAGACGCAGGGCGUGGAGGUCGCCUUGGCGCCCGAGGAGCUGGAGCUGGACCCCAUGGCGAUGACGCAGAAGUACGAGGAGCACGUGCGCGAGCAGCAGGCCCAGGUGGAGAAGGAGGACUUCAGCGACAUGGUGGCUGAGCACGCCGCCAAGCAGAAGCAAAAGAAGAGAAAGGCAGCCCCCCAGGACAACAGAGGAGGGGCCAAGAAGUACAAAGAGUUCAAGUUUUAGGUGGAACCUGUGGGAGGGUGAGGGGCGUGGUCACCCUUUUCAUUGGCUGAGAGGAUGAGGGGUGCGGUCACUUUCCCGUGAGGGGGUGUGGUCACCCUUUCCUGUGGGUCUUGAGAGGGUGAGAGGUGUGGUCACCUAAUUCUUUAACUCACAACCAGCUGGAUUUUUUCUUUUUAAUUUUUAAAAAUAAGUACAAUUUUUCAUAAGCAUUGUUUAAGAGUUGUCUUUGUGUACGGAUGUAUUCUGUGAGCUUAAGAUUUUUUUUUUCAUCAAGUGUUUCUGUCCUUGUAAAUAAAGAAAAGAAAUUCAGUGUA
Anguilla anguilla (European eel) is the source of this 3059-nucleotide messenger RNA. It is a transcript of the gene sf3b2, whose product is annotated as splicing factor 3b, subunit 2. Gene Ontology annotation, biological process: mRNA splicing, via spliceosome. The record is from RefSeq and is a predicted model, not a curated record. The coding region runs from base 76 to 2745 and encodes 889 amino acids. Gene Ontology annotation, cellular component: U2-type spliceosomal complex; nucleus; catalytic step 2 spliceosome. NCBI's taxonomy places the organism in Eukaryota, Metazoa, Chordata, Actinopteri, Anguilliformes, Anguillidae. The transcript is spliced from 22 exons.